Amyelois transitella is the source of this 3251-nucleotide messenger RNA. RefSeq lists its product as uncharacterized. The transcript has 4 exons. NCBI's taxonomy places the organism in Eukaryota, Metazoa, Arthropoda, Insecta, Lepidoptera, Pyralidae. The record is from RefSeq and is a predicted model, not a curated record. The coding region runs from base 522 to 2906 and encodes 794 amino acids.
UGUGACUGUUCGCGAGAAAAGGUACCUUAUGGACGUUUAUAGUUUCGAAGGUAUUGAAUGUUUUGUAAAUUUUGCAAGAAAUAAAGAUAUUUUUUUUAUUGCUUUUUAGCAAAGCAUAAGAUCUCAAAUUUAUUUCCCUAUUAUUAUUUUUUAUUUUAUGUAAAUAAUAAGUCCAUAAUGUGGUCUCAAAGUUUAGUAGAAAAGGUACCUUACGGCCGCGUGUUAAGAAACGCUAGAUGCAAACAAGUCCUGACGUGCUCCGCUUCUGUCCUUGAUGCCGCUGCAUCGUUGCAAUACUUUGUCUUUGCCGCCAGGCAUCUGUACUACUCUUACCUACGCUAAGCAUCGUUUUCUAUCUCGCUCAUCGCUAAGGAUACGGCGGCAGUCGACAACGGCACUAGUCAUUGCGUGUUCGUUUAUUCUUUCGUUCGGUUGAGUAAAAGCGUUCCUCUGCAAAUUUUAGUGUAUUUAUUAAUAAUUUGAGAUUAAAGUGCAAUAGAAAGUUCGCAUCGUGAUAAAUAAUGGAAGGAGAUAAAACUAAUUAUCCUUAUAAGAAGGGGCGUUACAUACCCGAAACGGAAUCACAAGAUAUUUUCAUGGAAGAGGAGCUAUUGGGAACUGAGUCACAAUCAGUUUUGAGUAUGUUACAAAACGUCAAUGAUGAUGGUGAAACGCAAAAUGAUCUCUCCCAAGUAAACCCAUAUUACCUUUGCGAUGAUGAGACUCAAAUUGAUACACAGAAAGAUCAAGUGGAUACAGUGGACAAGACUCUGGAUGAAGAAACUCAAAUCUACCAUCGGUCCCCAUCUCUGGCAGAAACAGGAGUGCAUACAAAUGACGAUUAUGCAGCUGAAUUCGAGUUAUUUCUCCGAGAAUAUAAUUACAAUGUAAAAGACAUUGAUCCUGAUUCAAAUAAUUUGGACUUAUUUGAACAUACAAUUACGGAAAGAAAUAUAUUGGAGGACGAUUUUAUCGAAGAAAACAAUGUAGAUGUGACAAUAAAUGAAGAUAUUUUUUUUAAGGAAGGUUGCGGUUGUGAACGACAAUGUACAAAACUCUUUCCUCGUGACGAAAUACUUGCUUCUAGACUAGAUUCCCAAAACUUAAAUGGUUACUGUGACCAACAUGUAAAUCAUCAAAAUAUUUUGUUAAUGGGGGCCUUAAACUGCUUGGCAAAUACAACUCCUGAAACAGCGAAGAAAGGCCACAAAUCUAAGACAAGAGAUAGAGCAAAUGUAGACUAUAAAUUUCGCGGGAUCUCGGUAUGUAGAUCUUUUUUUCUUUUUGUAAAUGGAGUAGGCAUGAAGAAAUUUCGAAACAUUUUGAGGCAAAUUAAAAAGAACGGAAUUGAAGUCACUGCACACAAGUCAAGCAAAACUAAUAACAAAACUCUUACAUUAGAACAGCGUGUGCAUGCUGUUACGUUCAUUAAGAACUUCUCGUUACAAAACUCACUCGUAUUGCCUGGUCGAAUGCCUUGUUAUCGUGACGUUGAUUUACACAUUUUACCCAGCAGUAUGAGCAAAACCUACAUAUAUGAGAAAUACUUAGAAGCAUGUACGAAAAAUGAAACAAAUGCCGUUGGUCGUACCUCAUGGUAUCAAAUCUGGAAAGAUUUUUGCCCAAAUAUUGUAAUACAGCAUCCACGUACGGACUUGUGCCAUGUCUGUCAUAAAAAUGUAACAACAUUAAACAAGAUGGCUUCAAUGAAUGAAGAAUCUAAGGCUAAGAUUCUUCAAGAAUCACUUAAUCAUCUAACUAAUGUUCAGACUGAAAGACAAUAUUACUCCAACUUAAUAGCUGAAAUAGCUCCAACUGUAGUCAACAUGGCUCUUGGCCCUCAUGAAGCUUGUGAUUUUGAUGGUUUGAUGCAUUAUUCGUUUGAUUUUGCUCAACAGGUUCAUUUGCCACACGAUGCACAACAAGUUGGCCCUUUAUAUUUUUUGACAGGUUAUAAGAUCGGUCUUUUCGGGAUCGCUAUAGAGCCAAUGCACAAAUUUGUACUUUAUGUAAUUCCUGAGUCAUGUGCGACAGGCAAAGGAGCGAACGUUGUUAUUUCUUUUCUCCACCAUUUUUUCGAAAACUUUGCCCUAGGAGAGACUAAAGUCGUUUGCCACGCCGAUAAUUGCGCUGGGCAAAAUAAAAACAAUUAUCUUAUACAAUACGGAUUAUGGCGGGUAAUGACAGGAAGACACAAAAGUUUUCAGCUAUCGUUUCUACCUGUAGGCCACACCAAAUUCGCACCCGACCAAUAUUUUGGUUUGUUUAAGAAGAAAUUCCGAAAAUCACAAGUCAGUACGGUAAAAGACGUUUGCGAAGCAGCUGUAACAGCAUGCCGAAUGACAAAUUCGAUUAUGUCAGUAAUGGUCGGUAACGAGGUUGGUGAUACUGUAAAUGUUAAAACGUAUGAUUGGGUUAAUUUUUUCAAAACCAAAAAACCGGCUACUGUACCAAAUUUACUCUCGUACAGCCAUUUUAAAACAGAUUUAUCUUUAGCUGGUCAAAUUGCUUGCGAAAAGUCUGCCACUGGCGAAUCUUGCGUCCAUCAUGUUAUAUUUAAAGAUACAUUUAGUAUUGACCAGAUGCCUGAAGUUAUCCAACCACAAGGCCUCUCCUACGACAGACAAAAAUAUCUAUAUGAAAAAAUUAGACAAUUUGUACCACCUGAAUCCCAAGACAUACUUUGCCCCAAGCCUUGUCUGCGCACAUCUCAAGAUCCUUUGGAAAAUCUUCCCCAAAUGCUUCUUACUCAGUCACAGCCAAGUUGUAGUGGUGUACAAUCUUUGCCAAAUACAAAACGUAAAAAGCCUACAUGCACCUAUUGUGGUGAGGUUGGUCACAGAAACCAAGUUCGCGGUGGUGUCUAUUUUUGUAAAAAAAGGCGUUCAGAACAAGAAAACCUUUAAUAUCGUGUAACUCGGCCAUAAGGACCCUUUUCUUUACAUAAAAAGUAAUUAUAUUUUUUACAGAGAUUGUAAAAAAGAACUGAUUAUGUUUGUAACGAUUUAUUACUAAAAUGAUAGAAAUAAAACCACUUAUUAGAAAAACCAUUAUCAUUAAUGUAUAAUCUUAAUUUUAUUGUAUUGACGGGUUAUAAUUUGUUACAUUAUUUCCAUAAAGUACCUUUUCUCAAAUGUAUGGAUCAAAGACUGCUAUUGUGAUGUAAGUUUAAGCUGCGAUUUAAGUGACUUAAAAAGCUAAAUUAUUGAUAUUGUCAGUGUUAUUUCAAGUGAAUGAAAGACUUUCGUUGA